CUUGUUUGCGUCCGGUCUCUGUUUCCUAUGUUGGCUCUAUAAAUAACACAACAGCCAUGCCUCCUUAAUCAUACCCUUUCAUUCUCUCUCAACCAAACCCCUUUCUUUCUCCCCACAUUAUCUUAAUUAGCAAAGCGACGAAGCCUCAUAUUUCCAAGAACUCAGAAUGGGGACUGCUGACGGAAGCUAUGGUGCUUACACCUAUGAGGCCCUCGAGAGGGAGCCUUACUGGCCAUCUGAAAAACUCAGAAUUUCCAUCACUGGGGCAGGGGGUUUUAUUGCCUCCCACAUUGCUCGCCGUUUGAAGGCUGAGGGUCAUUACAUUAUUGCUUCUGACUGGAAGAAGAAUGAGCACAUGACAGAAGACAUGUUUUGUCAUGAAUUCCAUCUUGUUGAUCUGAGAGUCAUGGAUAAUUGCUUGAAGGUUACAAAAGAUGUAGACCAUGUUUUCAACCUUGCUGCUGAUAUGGGCGGGAUGGGCUUCAUUCAGUCCAACCACUCGGUCAUUAUGUAUAACAACACAAUGAUCAGCUUCAACAUGCUUGAAGCCUCCAGGAUCAAUGCGGUUAAGAGGUUGUUUUAUGCCUCUAGUGCUUGUAUUUACCCUGAAUUUAAGCAGCUGGAGACUAAUGUGAGCCUGAAGGAAUCUGAUGCCUGGCCUGCAGAGCCUCAAGAUGCUUAUGGAUUGGAGAAGCUUGCAACGGAAGAGUUGUGCAAGCAUUACACCAAAGACUUUGGAAUUGAAUGCCGUAUUGGAAGAUUCCAUAACAUUUAUGGUCCUUUUGGAACAUGGAAAGGUGGCAGGGAGAAGGCACCCGCUGCUUUCUGCAGAAAGGCUAUCACUUCCAUUGAUAAAUUCGAGAUGUGGGGAGAUGGACUUCAAACCCGAUCUUUCACCUUCAUUGAUGAGUGCGUGGAAGGUGUGCUUAGAUUGACAAAGUCAGACUUCCGUGAGCCAGUGAACAUUGGAAGUGAUGAGAUGGUUAGCAUGAAUGAAAUGGCUGAGAUUGUUCUCGGCUUUGAGAACAAGAAUCUCCCCAUUCAUCACAUUCCUGGCCCAGAAGGUGUGCGUGGGCGUAACUCCGACAACACACUAAUCAAAGAGAAGCUUGGUUGGGCUCCUACAAUGAGGCUGAAGGAUGGGCUGAGAAUUACUUACUUUUGGAUUAAGGAACAGAUUGAGAAAGAGAAAUCUAAAGGAAUUGACCUGUCUAUUUACGGUUCAUCAAAAGUGGUGGGAACUCAAGCACCUGUUCAAUUGGGCUCACUCCGCGCUGCUGAUGGUAAAGAAUGAAAUGGUUGAAGCUAUGGAUGUUUUUCAGUUAUCCUUCAGGAACCCAACUUUUCUCAUUACGAUAUGGGAAUGAUAUGGUGGUGGGAAAUUAGCUAUGUUUCUGGAGUUACAAGGCAAUAAUCCGCAUUGUUUUUAGGUUGAAGCACUAUUCUAGUUUUCGGGUGUGUACCAUGUUGGUAUUUCCGAGGGAAGCUUUUAUACCCUCAUUUUAUCAAUCUGGCUUUUCUAGCAACCUGCUACUCUGAUAUUAUGUUGCAGGCAUAAUAGCCCAGGACCUUGCUUUUGUUCCUACUAUAUUUACCUUUGGGCUGUAAUGAAUAAUAAAUAUAUUUUUCUUCA
Messenger RNA from Populus nigra (black poplar), 1633 nucleotides. Its product is annotated as GDP-mannose 3,5-epimerase 2-like. The coding region runs from base 167 to 1294 and encodes 375 amino acids. The transcript has 7 exons. NCBI's taxonomy places the organism in Eukaryota, Viridiplantae, Streptophyta, Magnoliopsida, Malpighiales, Salicaceae. The record is from RefSeq and is a predicted model, not a curated record. Gene Ontology annotation, molecular function: GDP-mannose 3,5-epimerase activity; NAD binding.